CAGAUCUUAUCAGCCGGUUCGUGUAUAUGGAAGAUUUUUUCUCAGCUCAGCGUGAUACACGCCCCAAAGAGCAGCAAUACUUUAACAUCUCGUGGUGCGCAAGAUUCGACCUACCGAAUUUCACCCCAACAACUCUAUAUAUUGGCUUCUCGAGACUCCCCAACAAAUGCUGCCAGCAGCAAAUUACUUUUCCCUUCCCUGGCGAAAUGGACAUCAGGAUCCCUUUUCUUGCCUUCUUCUUCCUCGCCCUCCUCAAGCUCAUCAGGAGCUACGUCACGCCCUCACGCGCAAAGCCAUCGUCGGCGCUUCGCCAACCGCCGGGGCCAUGGCAGCUGCCGCUCGUCGGCAGCCUGCACCACCUCCUCCUGUCGCGCUUCCGCGACCUGCCCCACCGGGCGCUGCUCGAGAUGUCCGGAACCUACGGGCCGGUCAUGCUGCUCCGCCUGGGCUCGGUUCCCACGCUGGUGGUCUCCUCCGCCGAGGCCGCCAGGGAGGUGAUGAAGACCCACGACCUCACCUUCUGCAACCGCCACGUGAGCGCCACCAUCGACAUCAUCAGUUGCGGCGGCAAGGACAUCGUCUUCUCCGCGUACAACCAGCACUGGCGCGAGCUCCGCAAGCUGUGCAUGCUCGAGCUCUUCAACCAGCGGCGCGUGCUCUCAUUCCGGCCCAUCCGGGAGGAAGAGGUGGCGAACCUCCUCCACUCCAUCUCCGGCGAGUGCGGUGGCGGGCGGCCCUUCAACGUCAGCGAUGGGAUCUGCCACACGAUAAACGACAUCGCCGUGCGCACGGUCAUCGGCGACCGGUGCAGGUACCAGGACGAGUACCUGCGCGAUCUCGACGAAGUCUUGCGGCUCAUCGCCGGGUUCAACCUGGCCGACCUGUACCCGUCCUCGCCGCUGGUGCGCCGGUUCAGCGCCGCCGUGAGGGACAUAGCAAGGUGCCAGAAGAACUUGUACCGGAUCAUCGAGAGCAUCAUCCAGGAGCGCGCAGUCAUGCCGACGCCAGAGCGAGACGAGGACCUCCUCGAUGUCCUCCUCAGGCUGCAGCGGGAAGGUGGCCUGCAGUUUGCGGUCACCAACGAGCUAGUCAGCACCGUCAUUUUCGAUAUAUUUGCUGCCGGGAGUGAGACCUCAUCAACCGUGCUGGUGUGGGCGAUGUCUGAGCUUGUUAAGAACCCACGAGUCAUGCGCAAGGCCCAGGCAGAGGUGAGGGAGACCUUCAAGGGGCAAGACAAGCUAACUGAAGGUGACAUGGUCAAGCUAAGGUAUCUGCAUCUGGUGAUCAAGGAGGCCUUGAGGCUUCACGCGCCGGUGCCACUCCUGGUCCCCCGAGAGUGCCGCGAGGCAUGUCAGGUCAUGGGCUACGACGUGCCAAGAGGAACCAAGGUGAUUGUGAACGUCUGGGCUAUCGCAAGGGACAACGAGUUCUGGCACGACGGCGAGGAGUUUAGGCCGGAACGGUUUGACGGUAGCAGCAUUGAUUUCAGGGGCAAUGACUUCCAGUUCACACCGUUCGGGGCAGGCAGGAGGAUCUGCCCCGGCAUCACGCUCGGGCUGGCCAACGCGGAGCUCUUGCUUGCUAGCCUUCUCUACCAUUUCGAUUGGGAGCUGCCGGACGGUGCCAACUCGGAAGAACUUGACAUGGCAGAGGCCUCUGGUAUGACAUUGAGAAGGAAGUCCACGCUCUGGCUGAAGGCUAAGCCACACAUUAAUGUGUUAUAGGCGUAUCAAACUAAUAACCGGUUGAUCUCUGCUGUGAACUAUGUUUUCAGAUUGAGUCUGUAAUCGAUGAAUCAUUGCUACUUACGUAAUUUGUUGCGACAGAGUGCAGUGUAACAUUAUAUCAAUAAAUGAAUGAAUAGUUUGGUCG
Molecule: messenger RNA, 1872 nt
Organism: Panicum virgatum (switchgrass)
Lineage: Eukaryota; Viridiplantae; Streptophyta; Magnoliopsida; Poales; Poaceae
Product: zealexin A1 synthase-like
Exons: 2
Coding region: 27-1724 (565 amino acids)
Molecular function (GO): oxidoreductase activity, acting on paired donors, with incorporation or reduction of molecular oxygen; heme binding; iron ion binding
Source: RefSeq, a predicted model, not a curated record